AUGAGCCAGCCAUCGGGGAACCCCCCCAAGAGUCACACCCGCAACAAGUCCUCCCUCACUCGCGGCGAGUCUCCGCAGCCCGUCGGCCAUUUGGCCGUCCCUCUCGCCAGCGCCGGCUCGACGACGCUCUCGAGGCCUCGCCCCUCGACCAAAGGACCCGUCGACGACCGAGGCGAUCCCCUCGCCUCGUCAUCCACCCCCCGACAGUCCACCUCGAGCCCAUCGCCCGGCGGGCAGCAGUCCCGGCGGAGCGGUGGCGGCCAUGUCGCCCAACCCGACGUCGUUCCCCUGCCCCUCCCGGACGUCCGUCCCAAGGACUUUUCCUUCCUCCUCCGGCCCGACAUCUACCACCCCCUGACGCAGCUCGACGUUCCCUUGGCCUUUCGCAACUCGCCGAAGCGGCCGGAUCCGUCGGUCCCCCUCGAGGAGCUCCUGCGGCGUGGCCAGUUCCGUGCCGCCGCCGUCGCCGCCGUCCAGCAGCUGACGACGUCGACGGACCCGCACGACUACGAGCGCAUCUUUGGCCUGCUCUACACGCGCCUCGUAUGCCUGACGCUCAUCGACGCGACGCCCCUCGCCGCCCAGGAGGUCAAGGCCCUCGAGGACCUCAACGACGCGCCGACCUACAUCGACGAGGGCACGGGUGAGCACCUCGUGCCGUGGGAGCUGCGCGUCCUCAACGUCCGCCUCCAGUCGCUCGGCUUCGGCGACCCCCGACGGGCCGUCAUGAGCUACCACGAGCUCGCGAGGGAAGCGAGGGCGCACGCCGCCAAGGCGGGCACGAGCCACGACGAUGCCGCUCGAGAGCUCUGGAAGGCCCGCCUCCACGACCUCGGCAUCAAGGUCGCCGGCGCCCUCAUCGAGAUGGACGACCCCUCCGGCGCGACCCAUCAUCUCGCCGGCCUCCGAGACGGCGGCGACGGCACCCUCGGGCUCUCCAAGGCCCUUCUCUGGCUUCAGCUCGGCGACGUCGGCAAGGCCAGAGGCUGCGCGACGGCGACUCGCGUGGUCGAUACCGAGCGCUUGAUUCUCGCCCUGUGCGACAUGGCGGAUGCCGAGUACGAAUCUGCGCUGGAAAAGUGGCGGAGCCUUCAACAGUCGUUUGAGGGCGACGAGAUGGUCGGCGUCAACACGGCCGUCUGCCUGCUCUACCUGGGACGCAUUCACGAGGGUCGUGAGCUGCUCGAGGGUUUGGUCGACGGAGGUUACUCCUCCCACUCGCUGCUGUUCAAUCUUUCGACCAUGUACGAGCUGUGCUCGGAAAAGAAUCGCAACUUGAAGGUGAAGCUGGCCGAUCGAGUCGCCGCCAUGGCCGAGUCCCCGACAGGGUGGGAAAGGACGAAUGCAGACUUUAAGCUUUGA
This is a messenger RNA of Drechmeria coniospora, 1362 nucleotides long. RefSeq lists its product as uncharacterized. Gene Ontology annotation, cellular component: Golgi apparatus; TRAPP complex. Bases 1 to 1362 code for a protein of 453 amino acids. The record is from RefSeq and is a predicted model, not a curated record. The transcript is spliced from 2 exons. Lineage: Eukaryota; Fungi; Ascomycota; Sordariomycetes; Hypocreales; Ophiocordycipitaceae.